AUGGAAUAUUUGAUCAGCAAAGGUGCAAAGACAGAUGUGAAGGACAAGAAAGGAAGAACACCGCUGCACAGGGCUGCUGAGAAAGGCCAUGGUGACGCAGUGGAAGUGCUUCUUCAACAUGGUGCUUAUAUGUACAGUCUGGAUAUGGCAGGCAAGACGCCACUUCAUUUGGCUGCACAGAACAACCACAGUCACAUAUUGAAGAUGCUCCUGAAAGAAGAGGCAAGAAGCUACAGGAGCCAGCACAACUUUUUGCACAGGGCAGCUCUUAAAGAUGAGAGCAGUCUGGCAGAAAUGCUUUUAAAGGCUGGUGCCUCCACUGAUGGAAGGGAUGAAAGAGGACAGACUGCUCUCAGUUACGCUGUUUCUCAGGGGUCUGAAAAUACUGCAAAAGUACUGCUAGAAGCCGGAGCCAGUGUUGAUUCCAACAUGGCCGAAAGAGCCCUCAACAGCAACCGCCCAUCCAUCUUCAAAAUACUGCUAGAAUAUUCGAAAGAUUUGUCGCCUGACAUAAUGGAGUCAGCUCUUUUUAGAGCUGUACAGAAAAAUCUGCAUGCUAUUGUAGCAGCUUUAACUGACAGAGGAACAGAUAUAAAUGCCUACAAUGAAAUGCAGUACACUCCUUUACUCCUGGCGUGUGAAACAGGCAAAGCUGAAUCAGCAGAAGUUCUAAUCAAAAAGGGAGCAAACCUCGGAAUAAAGACUCCUGCUUCAGACACAGCUUUGCAUUUGGCAGUUCAAGCUGGGGCUGCUUCCAUCGCAAAUCUGCUUCUGCGCAAAGGGAUGGAAGCUAACCUUACGAACCGAGACGAUGAAACCCCACUCCAUGUUGCUGCAAUUCAUAAUAAAGGAGCAUUAGUUGGCCUUUUAGUUAAUGCUGGGGCCAAAAUUAAUGCUGUCACUAAAGAGUUUGUUACUCCCCUGCACAUUGCAAGUCAAAGAGGUAACGCUGAUGUUGCCCAACAGCUGCUGCUCCACAAAGCCGACGUUAACGUUAAGGAUAAGCAAUCAAAAUCACCUUUACACUUUGCUGCUGAGAGGGGAGACAAAACAAUGGUAGAAAUGCUUCUGAAUGCUAAAGCUGACCCCAACGCACAAGACAAGGAGAAAAAGACUCCCCUGCACGCUGCAGCUGUGAGAGGACAUCUCAGUAUCGUGAAAGUUCUGUUAGCUAAAAAAGGAAGAUCUGGAGCUAAGGACAUGGAUGGAUGUACUCCAGUGCACUAUGCAGCCAUCAAAGGAAACACAGAGGUCAUAAAAACUCUCCUGACAUCAGGGAAAAAUAAAAAUAUUGAUGAUAGAAACAUCUGGAGAAAGACUGCACUGCAUAUUGCAGCGGAAUAUGGGCACAGCGACUUGAUAAACCUAUUACUGAGCCACGGGGCAGCCAUUAAUGCCUUAGACAGCAGCAAGGAUACUCCAUUGCACUGUGCGUGCAAGGCUGGUCAUUUUAGUGCUGCAAAUUCCCUUGUAAACUGGUCACAAGGAGAAAAAGCAAAUUUACUAGCUGCUAAUAGUCUCAAAAAGACCCCAUUGCAAGUAGCAGAAUUUAAUAAAACAGAAAAUCAGGCUCAAAUUGUAACACUUUUGAAAAAGAAAAUGUUAAUAACAAAAUGA
Molecule: messenger RNA, 1617 nt
Organism: Opisthocomus hoazin
Lineage: Eukaryota; Metazoa; Chordata; Aves; Opisthocomiformes; Opisthocomidae
Product: CARD- and ANK-domain containing inflammasome adapter protein
Biological process (GO): regulation of apoptotic process
Molecular function (GO): protein binding
Source: RefSeq, a predicted model, not a curated record